This is a messenger RNA of Dromaius novaehollandiae (emu), 2675 nucleotides long. Its product is annotated as transcription factor E3-like. Gene Ontology annotation, biological process: regulation of transcription by RNA polymerase II. Lineage: Eukaryota; Metazoa; Chordata; Aves; Casuariiformes; Dromaiidae. The record is from RefSeq and is a predicted model, not a curated record. Gene Ontology annotation, cellular component: nucleus. Gene Ontology annotation, molecular function: RNA polymerase II cis-regulatory region sequence-specific DNA binding; DNA-binding transcription factor activity, RNA polymerase II-specific; protein dimerization activity.
CGUCCCCCCCCCGUGAUGUCACUUCCUGCCCCCCCCCUUCGCCCGGCACUUCCUGCCGCUGCCCCACGGCCCCGCUCGGCUCCCGCCCCACGGCGCCUCCCGGCCCCACGGCGGCCCCCCCCCCCGGCCCCAUGGCGGCCCCGGCCCCAUAGCGGCCCCCCAGCGCCCCCCGGCCCCCCCAGCGGCCGCCGCCGCCGCCCCCCCGCCGUGGGGCGCGGGGGGCAGGGGGCCGAUGUCGCGCGGGGCGGCCGAGGGGGCCCCGGCGGCGCCCCCCGGCCCCCCCCGCCGCCGCCCCCCGCCCGCCCCACGGUCUACGUGCUGCUCGAGGAGCCCGGAGCCCCCGACGGCCUCCGCCUGCUCAGCGUGAGCUCGCCGCUGCCCGAGUCCGGGAUCGUGGCCGACAUCGAGUGGGAGCGCGGCCCCCCCGGCCCCCCCGGCUCCCCCCCGGCCCCGCCCGCCCCCGGCCCCGCCCCCGGCCCCGCCCCCGCCGCCUGCUACUGCCUCAAGAGCCAGCCCCUCCCCCACAGCCCCGGGCCGCCGGGGCCCCCCAGCGAGGCGCCGGGGCCGGGCCCGGAGGCGGCCAUGUCGUCGCGGGUGCUGCUGCGGCAGCAGCUGAUGCGGGCGCAGGCGGAGGAGCAGGAGCGGCGGGAGCGCCAGCCGCCCCGGCCCCCCGGGGCCCCCCGCGCCCCCCGCCCCUCGCCCGCCAUCGCCGUCGGCGCCCCCCUGCCCCGGCCCGCCCCCCACGUGCCCCCCGAGGUCCUCAAGGUGCAGACCCACCUGGAGAACCCGACGCGCUACCACCUGCGAGCGGCCCAGCGGCAGCAAGUGCGGCAGUACCUGAGCGCGGCCCUGGGGCGGGCGGCCGGCGGCCCCCCCAGCCCGCCCGGCCCCCCCGCCGCCCCCGCCGCCCCCCACAGCCCCCUCGCCCUGCUCCACAUCGGCUCCGGCUCCGAGAAGGAGAUCGAUGACGUCAUCGAUGAGAUCAUCAGCCUGGAGUCGAGCUACAACGACGAGCUGCUGAGCUACGGCCCCUCCGAGGGCGGCCUGCAGCUGCCCAGCACGCUGCCCGCCCCCGGGCCCCUGCUGGAGGUGUUCAGCCCCCCCGCGGGGGGCAGCAGCUCCUGCCCCGCCGAGCUGCCCCGCGUCAAGGCCGAGCUCUCGGAGACGGAGGCGAAGGCGCUGCUGAAGGAGCGGCAGAAGAAGGACAACCACAACCUGAUCGAGCGGCGCCGGCGCUUCAACAUCAACGACCGGAUCAAGGAGCUGGGGACCCUCAUCCCCAAGUCCAACGACCCGGAGAUGCGCUGGAACAAGGGCACCAUCCUCAAGGCCUCGGUCGACUACAUCCGCAAGCUGCAGAAGGAGACGCAGCGCUCGCGCGAGCUCGAGCUGCACCAGCAGCGCCUCGAGCAGGCCAACCGCAGCCUCCAGCUCCGCGUCCAGGAGCUGGAGCUGCAGGCGCAGCUGCACGGGCUCCCCCUGAGCCCCCCGGCGCCGGCGGGCGAGGGGGGCCGCGAGGAGGCGCCCGGCGGCCCCCCCUUUGCCCCGGCCCCCCCCCAGUGCCUGCUGGACCUGGCCCUGGCCGAGGAGCUGCCGCCGGGGCUGGGGCUGCCCCUGGGCCUGGGGGGGGCCGGGGGGGGCCUCGACGACAUCCUCAUGGACGACCCCGGCGGGCUCUCGCCCCUCGGCCCCCCCGGCGCCCUCCUGGCCUCCCCCGGGCCCUCCCGCGCCUCCAGCCCCCGCAGCAGCCUCAGCAUGGAGGACGAGGCCUGAGCCGGCCCCCCCCCGCCGUGGCCCUUUUAAGGACCCCCCCGUUGGCGUGGCCCUUUUAAGGACCCCCCUCGGCGUGGCCCUGUUAGGGAUCCUCCUUGGCAUGGCCCUUUUAAGGACCCCACCAGGGCGUGGCCCUUCUAAGGUGUCCCCACAUGGCAUUGCCCUUUUAAGAACUCCCUGGGUGUGGCCCUUCUAAGGUGUCCCCACAUGGCAUUGCCCUUUUAAGAACUCCCUGGGUGUGGCCCUUCUAAGGUGAACCCACAUGCCAUUGCCCUUUUAAGGCACCGACAACAUGGCCUUUUUAAGGGUGCCCCCACAAUUCGGUAUUGCCCUUUUAAGGUGGCCCCACCAGGGCAUGGCCCUUUUAAGGUGCCCCCUCGGCCCCUUUAAGAGCCAGCCCCGCCCCUGGGGGAAGCCCCGCCCACUCCUUCCAGGCGCACUCUGCCCCGCCCCUCAGGGAAUUCCUGGCUUCGCCUCCUCCAGGGAGGCCACGCCCCGGAGAGCCCCCCUCCCAUGAAGCUCCGCCCACAGAGAGAAGCCCCGCCCACGAGGAGGCCCCGCCCCGGCUGGCCCCGCCCCCGCGCCAGCCCCCUCCAAUGAGUGGGAUCCUGGGGGCUGGGCCCUCAGGCAUGACGCCCCGCCCCUUCUGCUGUCAAUCACCCGGCAAAGCCCCGCCCCCUCCCCUUGGGCCAGCCCCAUGCACAUAGCCCCGCCCCCGUGUAGCCACACCCCCAGCACUCGGCCCCGCCCCCUCCCCCAGGCCCCGCCCGCAGUUAAAGGGGCCGCGCCGCCCCCGCGGGGGGGGUGGGACUGGCUCCGGCCCCCCCCGGCCCCCAUUUUGUAUGAGACGCGGAGGAAGCGGCCGCCCGGGGGCGGCGCCGCAUUAAACGUUUGGUAACGAG